This is a messenger RNA of Acinonyx jubatus (cheetah), 3036 nucleotides long. RefSeq names its product FAM20A golgi associated secretory pathway pseudokinase (gene FAM20A). Gene Ontology annotation, cellular component: Golgi apparatus. The record is from RefSeq and is a predicted model, not a curated record. The transcript has 11 exons. Gene Ontology annotation, molecular function: protein serine/threonine kinase activator activity. Lineage: Eukaryota; Metazoa; Chordata; Mammalia; Carnivora; Felidae. Bases 1458 to 2669 code for a protein of 403 amino acids.
CAGCAGAGAGCCUGACGCGGGGCUCGAACUCACGAGCCGUGAGAUCAUGACCUAAGCCGAAGUCAGACACUUAACCGACUGAGCCACCCAGGCGCCCCAGACCACAUUUCUGUUUUCUGCACUCAGGAAAAUGGUACAGACCAGAGAAGACACAUGUCCGCACAAUGUCAGUAUCAUCGGCUAACAGUGUGUGUGUGCGUGUGCGUGCGUGUGCGCGGGUGUGUGUGCGUGUGUGUGUGUGUGUGUUUGUGUGUGUGAAACAUAGAUUUGUUGCUUGGGGGAUUACACAACUGGAGGAUGAAAAGAACCAAAAUUGGGACAUUUGGUAAGUGGAUCAAUGCCGCAUCUCUUACAAGUAACACGUGUGUUAGGAUUUUGUCAACAUGCUUGUUAGUUUGGUAGAAACGUGAUGACUGAUUGCUGACUCACACUGGGUUGUUGUUUUUUAAAGCAAUUAAGCAGCAUUUUUAAUUUUUGCUGCACAGAGAUAGAGAGGAGGGUAGGAGGCCCCAAGGAAGGCUUUGAUGGUGUCUAUGGAAAAUAUUAAAUUGCACAGAGUCCAGAACCCCUCGUAGCGAUCGGGUCAUCAUCAGAGGAUUCAGUGCUUUAUUUCCUAGUGAUUCUGUGGCUCCAGCCCAGGGUUUCUCAACUUCAGCACUGCUGACAUUUUGGCCCAAUUUUCUGUUGUGCUCGGCUCUCCUAUGUCCCAUCGGGUGUUCCGCGGCACCCCUGAGCACUCCCCCCACCAAUGAUAACGCAAAAUGUCUCUAAGUAUCGCCAUCCCCUCGGGGGGUGAAAUUGCCUCUAGUUGAGAACCUCUGGUCUUCCUCAGAGGUGACAGUCCUAUGGAAAUAAUGGGUGACAGUGUGGGACCCCUGCUCUAUGAAUCAUCACAUCGUGCUUGGGUUGAGGGGUUCCUUGGUCCAGUAUUAAUAUUUAAUAUUUUCCAAGGGUGUUGUGUGCAAUACAGCAUCCAGUGGGUGCUGACACGUGCUGUGUAAAGGAAGGGCUCUUGGGGAGGGCUGGCUGCAGGGCUUUCCAGAGCCUUUACUGUCUCCCCACAUCUGCGGCUCGCCCAGAGAGGUUAUAGUUUGCAGCCCUUUCCACAUUUACUAACAAACCCGUGAGGUCUGUUAGUCAUUCUGGUGCUUAGCUUAUGUCCGGGACUAGAAUCGGGGAAUUGUAGCCCAAGCGGAAGGGAUCCACUCGUUCCGACUUGAGUCUGAGGACCCCUUAGACUAGGGAUGGUUCGCGCACUCCUCUCCAGAGUGUGCAAUCUACUCACAUCUCUGGGGAUCGGUCUUAACAGAUCGGAUCUGUUGUGAAGUCAGAGAAGCAAGUUUCCACCUGACGUCACAGUCUCCGCUCCUGGACUGUCCUUCCAGGUCGCCAGAGGCAUCUAGCCCAUUCUGUUAAGCCAUCCAAAAUCAACAAGCUCUGAGCUUUGGCGGCACAAGAUGUACCAAGAACAGCUCAACCUUACCUCCCUGGACGCGCCACUACAGCUCCAACUUGACGCCAGCUGGAUCCAGUUCCACCUGGGGAUCAGCCGCCACGGGCUGUACCCCCGGUCCAGCCCUGUCGUCCGCCAACUGCUCCAGGACAUGAGGCGCUCUCCCACCAUCAGCGCUGAUUACAGUCAGGACGAGAAAGCCCUGCUUGGGGCUUGUGACUGCACCCAGAUUGUGAAACCCAGUGGGGUCCACCUCAAGCUGGUUCUGAGGUUCUCAGACUUCGGGAAGGCCAUGUUCAAACCCAUGAGACAGCAGCGACAUGAAGAGACACCCGCCGACUUCUUCUAUUUCAUCGACUUCCAGAGACACAACGCUGAGAUUGCAGCUUUCCACCUGGACAGGAUUCUGGACUUCCGACGAGUGCCACCCACAGUGGGGAGGCUAGUCAAUGUCACCAAGGAAAUCCUAGAGGUCACCAAGAAUGAAAUCCUGCAGAGUGUUUUCUUCGUCUCUCCAGCCAGCAACGUGUGCUUCUUUGCCAAGUGCCCAUACAUGUGCAAGACUGAAUACGCCGUCUGCGGUAACCCGCACCUGCUGGAGGGCUCCCUCUCCGCCUUCCUGCCGUCCCUCAACCUGGCCCCCAGGCUGUCUGUGCCCAACCCCUGGAUCCGCUCCUACUCGCUGGCAGGAAAAGAGGAGUGGGAGGUCAAUCCAUUGUACUGCGACACGGUGAAACAGAUCUACCCAUACAACAGCAGCCGCCGUCUCCUCAACAUCAUCGACAUGGCCAUCUUCGACUUCUUGAUAGGGAACAUGGACCGUCACCAUUACGAGAUGUUCACCAAAUUUGGGGAUGACGGGUUCCUUAUUCACCUUGACAACGCCAGAGGGUUUGGACGACACUCCCAGGACGAACUCUCCAUCCUGUCACCGCUGUCCCAGUGUUGCAGGAUAAAAAAGAAAACGCUUUCGCACCUGCAGCUGCUGGCCCAAGGCGACUACAGACUCAGUGACGUGAUGCGGGAGUCUUUGCUAGAAGACGAGCUCAGCCCCGUCCUCACGGAGCCCCACCUGCUGGCCCUGGACCGGAGACUCCAAAUCAUCCUACAGACAGUGAAGGGGUGUGUGGAGGCCCACGGAGAGCAGAGCGUCAUUGCCAGUGACCCCGCAGGAGAGUCGGCCCCGGACUCUGGCCGGGCUAACCCGACAAGCUAGGGGCCGGGUGAAGCCGCGUGUCAGGGACGACGCCUGCGGCCGGCGGUGGACUCGGGUGCGGACCCCGGCUUCCCCGCACCCCCGUCGAGGGGGGAGGCGCUGGGUCAGGAAGUCCUGGGGCACCAGGAUAAUUCUACAGGAGCAAGACCCAAAGGAGAGGGAUCCGCCGAACUUCCUCGGUGCACUGCUUCUCUAGGGCACCUCCUUGGCUCCCUCUUUCCCAGAAGGCACUGCUUCAUCAAGGCCACAGACCAGCUCCUGAACCCACCAGGGGAAUCUGGACAGGAGUCGGGCUUGGAAGGCCGGGAAGCCUUGUCCCCGGGAAAAGGGUAGAACAAAUAAAAUAAAAGGACACCAGUGGCACCUA